Pelagomonas calceolata is the source of this 4694-nucleotide messenger RNA. NCBI's taxonomy places the organism in Eukaryota, Pelagophyceae, Pelagomonadales, Pelagomonadaceae. The record is from the annotation of a GenBank genome assembly.
GGCAACCAAGCCGGUGAAACGCGUGCGCUAGAGCCGCAUAGAUCAUAUAGAGGUGACAGCGCAGGGCCGGAGGCUCCCUCGAGCCUUUGUCAACUUUUGGUCACGCUGCGACGUCCUGCCGCGACGCCUAAACAGCUCUCCCGCUGGGCCGGCUGUCGCCGUAGAACAGUUAAAAAGGCGCUAGCGGCGUCGCUGGCAGCCGUGGCCCCGGCCAGGCAUCAGUAACGAGUCAAGACAGCGCCCAAGCGCCGCUGUCGCCCUGAAAAAGAACAAAGGAGCGGGAUGGCCGAAACAGCCCCCCCGAACACCGCCGCAAAUGGCGCAAACGGGUCAACCGGCGACGACCAGAACUCCGUCAUCAGCGAGGACUCCGACGACGCGCCUUUAUCGGCGCUCAUUGUCAGGAAACCGUCGGUAGAAGAACGCGAGCGCGGCGUCUCGUUAAUCGAGGAGCGCUUCCUCGCGGACCACAACAACGACACGCCACCGCAGCAGCCGCCCCACGAGGUCACGCCGGAGGACGGCUUCGCGCCGCCCCUGUCGCGAGCCGAGAACAACACGACCCCACCGAGCCCGGGCCAGCGCUUCCUCAGGCCUUCGGAAUUAUUCGCGCAAGACAAUAGAGCGGCCGUCCGGGCCGAACAUCCGGGCGACUUGGAUAGGGCCGUCCGCAACCGCCUCUCGGAGAUGUGGCGUUCGGUCGACGACGCGACGCGAAAAAGUUACGUAGAGAGAGCGAGAAAAGUCCGAGAACGCGCCCGGUCCGAGUCCCAGGACGACGACCAGCCCCGGGACCCCAGCCAACCGAAGAAGAAGAAGCGCAGCCCGCCGCCGAAAAAGAAGAAGCCGCCGCGGCCGCCGCAGCCGAAGCCGCCGUCGGCCGCGGCGGGGCUGGGCCCCGGCCAGCCCGUCUGCUGCGCCAACGAUCCCCAGCGGCGGGGCGUCGUCGUGAAGCAGACGGCGGGCUCCUGGUUGCUUGUUCGGUUUGCGAGAGGGGGUGAGACCAAAGCUAGACCUUCUCAAUUACGAGCUUUGAGGAGCGACGAAGCUCUCACAGAAAAAGAGAAGGAGGAGCUCGCGAAGCCCUUCGACCCGGUAGCGCGCGGCGUCCCUCGUCGACGCGGCGACGGCGUCGAGGCCGCGCCGUCGAUGCGCCGUCGACGCGAGAGCGUCGAUGGCGUGGGGGCGGAGCGAGUCGAGGGCGUCGGCGCGCCAUCACCACACCACCCACACAGGUCCGCGACGUCCAGGACGCGGUGGACGCGGACGUGCGCGUCGCGGCCGCAGACGGCGGCUUCGUCGGGAACGUGUUUAUAGAUAGGGACGGGACGGAGCGGCGGCAGUUCGAGGCCUACGCGUUACCUGGAGGUGGUGUGGGGGCGAGAUGUGGCGUCUGUGGGCUGGAUCAAGUGUUGCCUGAAAGUGCCGUGGCCGAUGGGGGCCGGGGGAAAGUCGUCCACGCGCUGAAGAGCCACUGCGGCUACUACGCGGCCUGUUCCAUGUCGGCGUCGAACGCCCACAUCGCCGCUCUCCAGGAGUUAGUCGCGGAGCCGCUGCGGAGAGGCAUGCCCGGAGACGCCGAGCGGCCUCAGGCCAAACCAAGGUCUGGUAGUAUGAAAGAUGAUGAUAGUAGGCCUCGCAAGCGUCCUGCUGCGCAAGCAGCGACGCAGGCCCUGACGGGGCAGGGGCGGGACCGAUCCGGGAGCGCGAAUCGGUGCGGCACUUGCGUGAACUGCCGCGCGAAGAAGGGUCGGUCGUGUCUGGAAAACCCGGACGAACCGGAAACCAAGAAGAAGAAGGCCGUGAAGCGGUCGCCGGCCCAGCGCAAGAAGCCGGCGCUCCAGACGCCGUUUCUGCCGGCGCAGCGGGGCUACGAGUCCGACGAGUCGUCGACCUUAGGAUGGGUGGUGGACGUGCCGGCCUGGGACGCCGACGAGGCGGCGCGAUUGAAGGAGAAGGACGCGGCGCUCGACGAGUUCGCGAACGACUUCUACCAGCGGGUUUAUGAUCCCUCGAAGAUCGCGGCGCUGGACGUCUGCGCGGAGCACGCGCGGCCUAGAAGGGCGGACGACGACGCGUGUGCGUGUGCUUUGAACAAGGACGCGGACCCGGUCAAGGCCGGCGGCUUAUGCAAGGACGCUUUGGACGCGCUGGUGACGCGCGGCGUCCGAGACUCAUUCGACGCGACGCGUCGCUCGCGCCGCCGGCGGGAGGGACCGAAACGAGACGCCAUCGACGCGAGGGGCCUCCGACGCGCGCCGACCGCGGCGAUGGCGUACUGAUCGCGGCGAGGGCGGGGGGCGCCGCGAGAGCAUCGACGCGGCGGGAGAGAGUCGCGUCGGCGGCGAGAGUCACCACAAAAACACCGACGCGCCUCGACCGCGGCGACGGCGUACUGCCUCCACGCCAUCGAUGCGAGGGCGGGGGCAGAAACAAAACCGCAACGCAGGCGAAGCGCCGCAACGGCUGCAACGGCCCCGGCGCGCUGGAGUUGCGGUGGGCCCUCGGGGCCCGAGGCGCCUUGGCGCCGAAGGACCGGGAACGAGCCGCGGCUUUGUUAGAUGACAACGAGGGCCGCGGCCUCGACGCGUGCCCCAGAGAAGUCGCGAAGGGCCUCUCGCGGCCGCUCGGCGAUGUGCUAGCCUGGUACUACGCAGCCAGGGAGCCAGACGACAAGGAGGGCGAGAAGGACGCGUGGCUGGGCGGGAGGCGAAGGCAGGUCGUCGACGGGCCGCAGCGGGCGCACCUCAACUUAAAUCAGCUGCACAACGUCGCUGAUGCCAAAGAUGAUAUUGAUCCGUUGAAGAGGAGGCAUCUCGACGCUCCGACGAUCGAGGAGAAGCCCUUGAUCGAUGAGGUCCCUUCAUUAGUAGAGGGCAAGGCGCGGCCGCCACCAGCCACCAAGUUCUUGGUAGGCGAGGUCGACGUGGGCCAGCGCUGCUGGGUCGUCGGAAGUUCCGCCAAGGAGGUCGCUGCUUCUCGUCGAUUGGAUUUAGUACAAUUGGAGCAUGCCCAGGGCACGUUCGUCGAAGGCACAUCUACCUCAGUACUAUUACCUACCCUACCAGCCUUGCCGGCGCCGUCGCCGCCGUCCCAAAAGGCCGUGGAACGGCGCCUCAAGUGCCAGGGCGGCGAGGUCCUCGAGGUCGGCUCGACGACCCAUGGGUGUCGACUGUGGUACGCGCCUCGCACGUUCGAGACCUGGAGGGAUGUGGCCCACAAGCUCAAAGGCUUGCAUUUGGCGUCGCCGAGCUUCUUCCCGACGACGGGGACGCGGAGGGAUUUGUCCGCGGCGGCUCUCGCGGGCUUCGGGAGCUGUGCCGUGUCGGCGCCGCGAUGCGCCUACCGCGAAGACACGCGCCAGACGGACCCCGCCGCCGCCGAGGAGCUCUGGGCGGCGCAAUUGGCCUUCUGCGCGCCGGGCGAGGCCUUUGCUUCUCGCGCUUUUUCCGGUGAUGACCGGAUCAUCCGGAGCCUGCCGGAGGCAACAUCAAACAGAACAAGACCCUUAAUAUUGCUCCCAUUAAGGCCGGGCUGGCCGCGCGUCGACACGAAGGGCCGCAAGGGCGUCCCAGCCACGCGAAAGGCGUCCUCCGACUCAGAGGACGAACCGGACGUCGACGGCAAGCGGGGCGACGCGUCCUUCGCGGCCCGGCGCGCUAGGGUCUGCUGCAUCGUGCCUCCUUCGUUAGCCAAGUUCCGGGGCGACUUGGAGGAGGAGCCCGACGAAGCUGAUGUUUUAAGGGAUGGGGACCGGUUGUGGGCGAAAUUGCCGCGGGGCAAGGGCGCGGCGCCGCCGCCGCGACGGCCUCGCGUACAGUCGGACGGCGAGCCUAGAACCAAACCUGUGACGCUGGACGCUCGUUCAGUUGCCACGGCGGCCGUCGCAUUGGGCUGCGACCCCGUCGCCUUGGAGAGGCGGAAUAGGGCAUCACCAGGAGCUUUUUCAGGAGGCCAAUACGCGCACGAGACCGAAAGGUCCCUUGGUCAUGGGUUAUUACUAUUAGGACGGACGGGCGCUUCCCUACGAGGCCCCUGCGCCCGGUGUAGGGUAAGAGGCGAAAGGCGGGGCUUCCGGUGCCGCGCCCUUCGAAGGCACGACGCGCCGGAGUGCCACCUGCCUCCGUCGGGCGGCUGGAAGGUCGGGUCGAGGAUACGAUGCCGCUGGGCCGACGAGGAGGACCAGCGGACGGUGACGUGGUACUACGCGAGCGUGACGGAGGUCGUCGCGACCGACGGCGACAAGGCGACGCUGCGCGUUUUAUAUGACGACUACGCGCCCGACGACCCGGCCGGCCAGGAUCUGAUCAACGUGCCCGACGACGACACGGUCACGUGCGAUCCGGCGCAGCCGCGCGUCAAGGCGUCGGCCGACGACCGACUGCGCAUCGGGAAGACGUUCGUUUGGUCGCGGAAUUCGCCUCGAGAGAAGCGCGAGCCGGGCCGCUGGCGCAUCACGGACAUCUUCGACUCGCUCGAGGAGGGUAUGGACCUGAGUGGAAAUCAACCAGUGUGUCGGGUGCACCCGACGAUUCUUCACUAAGUCAUUUCUCGGCGAUGACGUGGCCGCGCUGGCUCCGUCGAGCGGUGAGAAACCGGCAUCGCCACGCCGUCAAGCAGGCGUCGCGUCGAUGGCGUGGAGGACGACGCGAUGAUUCAGCACGAAAGCGCCGUAAAAUUUUGAUUUUCACACA